Molecule: messenger RNA, 741 nt
Organism: Trichoderma atroviride IMI 206040
Lineage: Eukaryota; Fungi; Ascomycota; Sordariomycetes; Hypocreales; Hypocreaceae
Source: RefSeq, a predicted model, not a curated record
AUGGCUGAUACAGGUGAGAUUUUCGCCAAUCCUCUGCAUUCUCUCUGCAACCUUUUGCCCACGAUCCACGUCCUUUCUCCGGAGACUGCAAGCCAUGUUGGGCCCCCGAUCCUGGCUCCUCCAUUUUUUGCCGAAGAUGUCGCCUUAGAGCCACGGUCGAUCCCGCACACCACAAUAUCCAAGAGCAGAUUUCGAAAUCUACCAGAUGAAUGGGAGAAACACAUCUGCCCAAAGGAGGUUCUUUGCCAAGAGCUUCUUGUCACGGCAAAUAAUCCCAAAACGAUGUGUCCAUUGCUGGGUGAUGAGCCUGCGAUACGAGGCAGUUCGAUCAGCGCUGUCCGCCGCGCACGCCCGGCCGAUUUUUUACGUCGCCUGGCCGAGGCCAGAGCUGCAGAGAGCUCGGUCCAAGAGGUCCAGGCUUUUGCUAUCAUCACAAUCAUCAAGACUGGCGGUGCUCUUCAAAGAGGCCGUCGUGGCUCCAGCGGCCAUGGCUCUGCCAACGGUGUUCGGGGACGAGAUGGUGGCUGGCGGACGGUAGAUCGAGAGGGAGGAGACAUUGACCGAUUUCCCAUACAAAUGAAUUUUGCGGAAAAUGGGAAUUGGACCACGAGCCCAAAUGUCACUCCCAGUCGACCCGGUGAGGAGCGUCCUCCUUCAAAGAACGGCAAGGAAAAUUUGCCCCCUUCCCAAGCAAAUACAGACGACUGUUAUCUUAAUGAUCGCGGUAUUGGAGACUCUUGA